AUUUGUUAUACGAUACAAUAUACACGGUUGUAAAAUUUGAAUCGGCGAUUUCCUUCCGCGAAUGCCUGGUGCGCUGGAAACUGCUUUAUAGAGACGGGCAGGUUGUUUUAAUGUUUGUCAAAAACAUCUGUGCAUAAUAGCUGCGGGUGGAAAUCGGAAGUCCAGUGUUUACACGCUUUGUUCCACUGUACUUUGGAUUCGGAGACAUCCUUAUUGAGUCUGUCAGCUUCCAUUCGGCUGCUGUUGCUACUCUCCGCUGGAAAUUUGUAGUUCCAACCAUUUGAAGCUGCAUUUAUUUUUCUCCAUUUGGAACCAGCUGAUGAAGUAAAGGGAGCUGAUACCAUGGCGCGUUCCGGCCUGCGAUUAUGUACCAUUGGGAUCGUCGUGCACAUUCUGAUCAGUUGCCUGUGCAUCCAGAAUGCUCGGGCAGGUUUCUUUAGCUUCAUCAGUGAAAUGGCGCAAAGUGGCAACAAGAAUUCCAAAGCUCCAUCCUCACCCACCAGCGGCAAUGCUAACAGCGAAAUGACCGUACAGGACGCGGGCGACGACGAUAGCGAUCCCAAAGCGAAUCCCACGGAGCCCCGCGGCGACGAUUUCCCGAAGAUGGUGGCCGGGGCGAUUAAAUCGGUGAUGGAAUACGAAGCUGUGAAAAAGGAUGCGGCCAACGAUAAACGUCCAACUUCAGUAUUCUACGAAGGAUUAGGCAUGUACUACAGAUGGUUUUACCGAAAUGGCACCCUUUCCAAUCUGAACAAACUGCCGAUGGAUCCCAAACAGAUGGGCACGAAAUUUCUGCUUUACACUCAGCAGAAUCAGUUGCAGCCGGAACAGCUGGAUUACACUAAUCCAGCAACAAUUCAACAGUGCAGCUUCCGUGCCGGUCUACCCACGGUGGUCAUUACGCAUGGCUUCAAAACGUCCAAGGGUCAAGCGGGACUGCAAUGGGUUAUGCUGUUCGUUGAUGCUCUUUUUCGCCGCCUUGGCCAAGGUAACUACAUUGUUGUGGAUUGGUCCAAUGGAGCACAGGCUCCAGACUAUUGGUUUGCGGCCGCUAAUACACAGUUAGUGGGGGCUCAGUUAGCCAAAAUUAUUGAGUUGCUGAGUCAAAUUAAACAAGCCCCACUGAGCCAGUUCUCCUUGAUGGGAUUUUCUCUCGGCUCUCACGCAUCGGGGUUUGCCGGAAAACGACUGGCUCAUUUGGGGAAAGUUCAAAGAAUUUUCGGAAUUGACCCUGCAGGACCGAUGUUUGAGAAAGCCGAUCCAGGUGGACGUUUAAGCAAAGGGGAUGCCGUAUUGGUGGUGGCGGAGCAUGGUAGUGCCGAUGGAUUAAAGAACGGCGGAUUGGGGAUUUGGCAGCAAAUUGGUGAUGUUGACUUUUAUGCGAACGGCGGAAAGGAACAACCAGGAUGUGGAAACAUGGUGUCGGCAACCGUUAACCAGCUCUUACAUCUUAAUUUCAAGGGCAUACCGGAAGCCAUGCGCUGCAACCAUGAUCGCAACUGGAUGUAUAUUCUGCAGUCCUUUGAUCCGCAGUGCCAGUACAUGGCCACGCCGUGCGAUAUCUUCAACCAUAUUUCCAAUGGGCAGUGUUCGGCGAAAGCGAACGAUCCAGAUCAGCCCAUGGGCUUUUUCGCCACUAACCAACCCUCUGCUCGGCCCAUGUUUUUCAGCACAGUGGACGGUGCUGUUAGGCAGACAUCCUGUCAAAACCAUGUAAAAAUCAGCAUCCAGUCGGUUAAACAAUCCCGUGCAACGCGGGGCAAUUUCAUAAUAUCGUUUAUCGACGACAAGGGAGCGGAAUCUACGCCUUUUGUUAUCGCACAAGACGGUCGUGUUCCUUCGGGAAAGCAGGCCUUUCUUUUAGUUCGCUCGGCAGUUCCUCCAUCAAGUAUUAAGCAGAUCAAAGUGACUUUCCAGCGCCUUUGCAAUUCGAAUGUAUGCAACGCCGACACCAUUAAUCUCUCUGCCGUGACCGUCGCGAAUGUGAACAAUGACGUUGUAAUGACCUAUUGCGGCGGCGGAGACCUUGUGAGCGAUCAGCCUAAAUUGAUGGAUCUGCGAUCUUCAAAGUCGAGUUCCUGUGGGCGAAACGGGUAGCUUUGAUUUGCUCGCCUUUACCGCGCCGCUUGUUGCAGUGGCCGCCCGCGAUAUUUGUAACCAACUUCCUCCGAGUAUUGCUUUCAUGACAAAGUUUCUGCCGCAAAGAAAGUGAUUUUAAAUACAUAGAACAGAGACUCAACUAUACACUGUAGUUCGGCGUGAAAUUUUUUAUGUUUACUCCUUCUUUGGGCUUUUAUUUAAGCAAUGGUUUUUGUUGUUUUACUCUUUUAGACCAACAAGCCUGCAAAUAAAGUGCAUUAUGUGUCA
Molecule: messenger RNA, 2367 nt
Organism: Paramacrobiotus metropolitanus
Lineage: Eukaryota; Metazoa; Tardigrada; Eutardigrada; Parachela; Macrobiotidae
Product: pancreatic triacylglycerol lipase-like
Exons: 15
Coding region: 343-2097 (584 amino acids)
Molecular function (GO): lipase activity
Source: RefSeq, a predicted model, not a curated record